Molecule: messenger RNA, 1818 nt
Organism: Trichosporon asahii var. asahii CBS 2479
Lineage: Eukaryota; Fungi; Basidiomycota; Tremellomycetes; Trichosporonales; Trichosporonaceae
Product: adenylyl cyclase-associated protein
Exons: 9
Coding region: 1-1818 (605 amino acids)
Biological process (GO): regulation of adenylate cyclase activity; cytoskeleton organization
Cellular component (GO): cytoplasm
Molecular function (GO): actin binding; adenylate cyclase binding
Source: RefSeq, a predicted model, not a curated record
AUGGCACAGGCGCAACAGCCCCAGGGCCUUCACUCGUUGAGCACGAUUAUGAGUCGCAGAGCUGGGCCGCUCGGAUCAUCUGGGUGGUCCCAAUCCAUCGCUAGCCAUCGUACUUGCGAGCUCUUAGCUAACGUGCAGCUGUCACCUCGCGCCUCGAGGACGUCGCUGUCUCGCAGCAGUCGCUCGGCCCUUCAGCCUCGCUCCGUUCCCCGACCGGAUCUCAGCACGACUCUCUCGCCGGCAUUGUGGCUCCGGGCGCCGCUGCGGCGGAGCGCCGCCGUACGAGAAGCGGUUGAACACCCAGUCCUUCGGCAGGUCGGGAGACUGCAGCACACUCUGCACGACGGCCGGUACGCCACCGAGGAACUGGACGUUGUUGGCCACAAUAAGCUUAACGGCCUCCGGCACGCUCCAGCGGCGCAUGAAGACGGACUUGAUGCCCGAGGCGUACUGCGCGAUGAAGCCGCCGCACAGCGCCGUAACGUGGAACAGGGGCGUAGCCAUCAGAUGACAUGGCUGUUGGGGCGGGGGCGUGUUCAUCAACUCCAUGACCUCAUCAAGACGCCGCCCGGUGCGAGAGCAGUACGCCCUUCGGCAUGCUCGUCGCGUCAAGCAGUGGCACACGACCGGCGUCGUCUGGAACCCCAGGGAUCGCCUGCUCCGGACUCGAUGCCCGCGCCGGGAGCUGCCCCGGCCGCGCCGCCUCCUCCCCCGCCGGCUCCCGCCGCCCCGACCCCGUCUAGCGGUGGCUCCGGCGGUGGCGGAGGUGGCCACGCCGCCCUCCUCGCGUCGCUGAACAAGGGCGGUGCGAUCACCUCCGGCCUGAAGAAGGUAGACCCCUCGCAGCAGAUGCACAAGAACCCCGAGCUGCGCGCAGCCGGAACGGUGCCCGAGCGCUCCGUGUCGCCGUCGAAGCGACAGGGCCCGCCCGUGAAGGCGAAGCCCGCUGGCUUCUCCCGUGCGCCCGCAGCUCCGGCGAAGAAGCCGCCCAAGCUCGAGCUCGAGGGCAACAAGUGGGCGGUCGACAACCAGGAGGACGCGCGCAAUCUCGAGAUCAAGGACACGGCGCUGCACCACACGGUGCACCUGUUCAACUGCAAGAACACCGUACUGCGCGUGCACGGCAAGAUCAACGCACUCACAAUGGUGAACUGCAUGAAGACGUCUGUCGUGCUCGAAUCCGUCGUUUCGUCUGUCAGUGUCACGAGCUCGCCCAGCUUCGAGGUCCAGAUCACGGGCAUGUGCCCCACGGUCCAGGUCGACACGACGGAUAGCGGCAACAUCUUCCUGAGCAAGGAGUGCAUGGACACGGUCGAGGUUGUCACGUCCAAGACGUCCGCGCUCAACAUCUCGAUUCCCGCCGGCGAGGACGGCGACUUUGUCGAGCGCCCCGUGCCCGAACAGAUGCGGAGCAGGGUCGUCGACGGAAAGCUCGUCACGGAGAUUGUCGAGCACGCCGAGAGCGUAAGCUUAGUCAAGCUCCGUCGAAAGCUGACUCCAGCACCUCUCAAGUUGGAACGAGCAGCCUCACAGUCAAGUGGGAAAGAGAGAAGGCCUGGCGGGACAAGGGAGCUUCAGGCGUUGCGCAAGCCCAUCGAACAUGAUAGCACGGAUUACGCAGACCCUCAGCAGCAGAAGACAGUGAGAUGCCAUGGUUUGGCUGACAGGGCGGGAUCGUCGGGGAUUGGCAAACUAAGGAGUUACCCGUUGGCCUUUGCAGCCGCGAACGACAACUCUUCUGGGGCUGGCCGACUAGGGCGCGAGAUUGUCGAUGGAGGAAACGGGGAAAGGCAUACUCGAGCGGAAAGCUUCUGCUAA